Vicia faba (fava bean) is the source of this 900-nucleotide messenger RNA. NCBI's taxonomy places the organism in Eukaryota, Viridiplantae, Streptophyta, Magnoliopsida, Fabales, Fabaceae. The record is from the annotation of a GenBank genome assembly.
AUGGCAGAAUCGUUAAAAGACCUGCCAAGUGAUUAUAGUGAAAAUGCCGAGGAAGAAAUUGGUGGUGCAGCUUCUGUUCCUGUUCCCAUGCCAGAUAUGUCCUUGCCCGCUUCCUUUGAUUCUGAGACUCCCACUCACCGGUAUCGUUUUCUUGAUUCAUCCAACCAGUGGCUUGUAAGACCUGUACUAGAAACUCAUGGCUGGGAUCAUGAUGUGGGUUAUGAAGGCUUAAAUGUAGAAAGAUUGUUUGUUCUUAAAAACAAGUUACCCUUGUCUUUUAGUGGUAAAGUUACUAAGGGUAAAAAGGAUGCCAAUGUUCAGAUGGAAAUAGCCAGUUCAGCUAAGUAUGGAGAAGGGAAAGCAACUUCGUUAGGUUUUGAUAUGCAGACGGUUGGAAAAGACUUAGCUUACACAUUACGUAGUGAGACAAAAUUUUGUAAUUUUAGGAGAAAUAAAGCAACUGCGGGUCUCUCAUUUACUCUCUUGGGUGAUGCGUUGUCAGCCGGAGUUAAAGUCGAAGACAAGUUGAUUGUUAAUAAGCUAUUUGAGGUCUUUAUUGCUGGUGGUGCAAUGAUAGGGCGUGAUGAUGUUGCUUACGGUGGCAGUUUGGAGGCCCGCUUGAGUGAUCAAAAUUACCCUCUAGGACGCACUUUGUCAACGCUUGGGCUUUCAGUUGUGAAUUGGCAUAGAGAUCUUGCUGUUGGGUGCAAUUUACAAUCACAAAUUCCCAUUGGAAGAUAUACAAACCUUGUCUCGCGAGGCAAUUUGAACAAUCGUGGGGUUGGACAAAUAAGCUUUCGGUUAAAUAGUUCAGAACAACUUCAAAUUGCUUUGAUCGGUGUCAUCCCUCUACUUAAGAAGAUUGUUGGUUAUUCUCAAGAAUUGGAGGUUGAACAAUGA